AUGGAAGAAAAAAAAGAACAGGACACAAUAUAUGGAAUCCCAGUCAAGGACUACAUAAACAGUGAAGUACCAAUUUUAGAAGAAAAGACAGAAGAGAAGACAGAAAAAAAGACUGCAAUCCAGGAAAGCAUAGAAAAGAUACAAAAAGAGCAGGCAGCAGUGGAGCACAAGAUGCAGGAGAUAUAUGGCACGGUUGUAAAGAAGUUCGCCAGUUUAGGGAUAGACGUGCAUAGGUGCACUAAGCUAGAUAUCCAGGGUGCUGAUAUGGUGCAGGAGGUGGAGAGCUUAAAGGAAUUUCAUGCUGUAAAAGAAAGCAAUGCAAGGGCACUUCUGAGGCUGAAAACCAGCAAAACAUCUGAGAAGCUUCUAAAGGUCGCAGAAGGAAUAGAUGAAGUAUGCAUCUCUCUAAAGAGCUGGGCUGAGAGAGUUAAAGCAUCUGUAGAUGACAUAGAAAAGGUCAUCCAAGCAAGAACAACAAUAAGCGAACUGCUUGCUGGUGAAUACAUUGCAGACCGGUAUAGGGCAUUUGCAGACAGAACAGAGCCACUUACAGAAAUGCUUGAAAGUGCAAAGGCAGUAGUUGAAGCAAAUGCAAACAUCUACACAGAAAAAGAAAAAGAAGAGAUGCUCUUCUCUGAAAGCUUUAUAACAAUGACAACAAAAGAAGAAAAGGCUUUUAUGCAUCUGAUCCUCCAACUUAAGAAUUAA
Nematocida ausubeli is the source of this 708-nucleotide messenger RNA. RefSeq lists its product as uncharacterized. The record is from RefSeq and is a predicted model, not a curated record. The transcript has a single exon. The coding region runs from base 1 to 708 and encodes 235 amino acids. NCBI's taxonomy places the organism in Eukaryota, Fungi, Microsporidia.